UGGAGAAGGCGUGCACAUAUUAAAUGAGGGGCAGAGGAGAGGGUGCCAAAAGGAAGGAGAGCUGGCUUCUGCUGAGGACGUAAGACAAUGUACCAUAUACACCUGCACACGAUGAGGAUCAGGAACUCAGGUUGUUCCAUUUUCUGGCCUGAAGGUAUCAAGAUCAACAUCAGUCCCAGGUUGUUGACUUCUACAAGACAGGCUUAGUCCUCGCUGAGUCCCUUCUGUGCCCUGCAGAUUGAAGUAUAUUGAGUGGCAGAGUUUCGAUGCGGCACCAGAGGGUGGCAGUGACUGUGCUUUUGUUGUUUGCAGGCUGCACUGAGCAAGAAAUGAACCGUCACCUCAUUGAGCAACUCCUGACCUGUUCAGUCUGCCUGGACCGAUACACCAAGCCCAAGCUCCUGCCAUGCCAACACACCUUCUGCCAGGAGCCCUGCUUAAGUGGCCUGGCAGACAGAGCUGGCCAAAAGGUGAAAUGCCCCGAGUGCCGGACAGUCCACAGGAUCCCCCAGGAAGGUGUGGCUGGGUUCCCGAACAACAGGACCAUCCUCGGUUUUUUGGAGAUCCCCAUGGAGCAGAUCUCCAGCCUGACCACCCACAGGACCCUGGCCUGUGCCGCCUGUGGCCUGAAGGAGGAGUUGGCCAUGUGCCACCACUGCCAGGAGAAGCUGUGCCACUCCUGUAACUCUGUACACAGGGAACGACUGCGGCUGGAUCUGAGAGGUCUAGUGUGUCAAUUGAGAAGGUCCCUGCCCAAGCUUUCUGCUGUCCUCGGGGUGCUGGAACAGAAAACUGCAUCCCUGCAGGAGAAUGGGGAGUUGGUGCGAGCAGAGAUCAGCCACAGUGUCGAAUGCCUCAUCGCUGAGCUGAGGGAACGGGAGCAGGUGCUGACUCUGCAGUCUGAGCGGCUGGUACACAGUGCCCUCAGGGAUCUCCAGAGGAGACAAGAGGACCUGGAGGUUGGGCUGGCCACUGUUUCCAGUCAUUGUGACUGUGUUGACAGCAGCUUGGCUGAUGACCUCAACCUCCCAGGCACCAUACUCUGGCAGCUGCAUAAGCAGUCCGAAGAGCUGAUCAACCAUGUAAGGGAACUGGAGAAGCCUGGAGAGGAGCCGCCAGAAGUUCUCAGGUUUGUGCCUGGCACUGUCCUUUAUUCUAAUGUUGUUAACUUUGGUUCUGUAUCCUGGGCAGCAAAAGAUGCAAUUCCUUCACAGAUUCUCUCCUCUGAUUUAUCCAGAAGACUAGGAGUUCAUAGUUCAUUUCCAAGCAUCUCCUCAAUGCCAACGAGCAUUGAAGUGUGCUCCCCCAUGUCCAUAAGCAACUUGUCCAGCAUCCUGGCUAGGCCAGCCACUAACAUUUUAACUCCAAGGACACAGGCAAGGCAAAGGCUGAACACACCAGACUCCCAGUCUCUGGUCAUUGAACUGCUGGACACUGGCAAUCACUUGCUAGGCUUCCGACUGAAAGGCCAAGAUCUCCUUCUUCACUAUCAAGAAAAGGGAAGUAUGAAAUGCAAAAUUGGAUCAAAAGGGAGUGAUCUGGGUUAUUUCACGUGGCCAAGAGGGGUAGCUGUGAUGCCGGAAGGUCACCUGGUGGUGGCAGACAGCAGUAAUCACAGAGUGCAGAUCUUUGACCGACGAGGCCACUUCGUCCGCAGCUUCGGCUCCUACGGCAGCGGCGAGGGCGAGUUCGACUGCCUGGCCGGGGUGGCGGUCAGCGACCGCGGCUGGAUCGUCACCGCCGACCGCUACAACCACCGCCUGCAGCUCUUCGACAGCCGCGGCCGCUUCGUCCGUCUCUUCGGCCGGGAGGGCGCUUGCCCCGGCCACCUGAGCUACCCGUGGGGCGUGGCCGUCGACCGCUCGGGCCUCAUCUACGUCUGCGACAAGGACAACCACCGCCUGCAGCUCUUCUCUCUCGACGGCCACUUCGUCCGGACCUUCGGUUGCCACGGCAACGGUGCCGGCCGGCUGGAUCAGCCCCACUACGUGGCCGUUGGCCCUGGCAACCAGGUGGUGGUCAGCGACAGCGGCAACCACCGCCUGCAGGUCUUCGACGGCGCCGGCGGCUUCGUGCGCACCUUCGGCUGCGAGGGCACGGGCCUGGGCCAGCUCAAGUACCCCCGCGGCGUGGCGGUCGACCACGACGGCAACAUCCUGGUGGGCGACAGCGGCAACAACCGGGUGCAGCUCUUCCGGCCGGACGGAACCUUCCUGCAAGCGUUCGGGUGCUGGGGGACCGGUGACGGGCAGCUGAAAGGGCUGGAGGGGGUGGCCUUCCGCGGGGGCGAUAUUGUGGUCAGUGACCGGGAGAACCACAGGAUCCAGGUGUUUUAGUGCGGUGUGGGUACUGAGAAGAAAGGGGGGGGGGGAGGUCUGAUGGGCGCAGCCACACAUGGGAUUGGUUUUGAAAGUCUUCUGAAGUAUGCAUUCAUCUCCUCAGCACUGCUCCAGUCCAGAGAUGGGAACAGGGCAGGAGGCUGGAAUCAUCUGGUAAAGUCUCCAGUAGUUGCCAGCAACCCUCUGUCACGGGAAGAGGUUUAAGGGUCGAGGGAACCUGUCCCAACCUUGUUGUUCUCUAACCCUCCCCGUGGCAGCAACUUCAGAAUUGAGCUCACGGACCCUACAGCCACCAGGGAGGAAAUUCAUCAUGUGGAGUGCUAAUGCCUUUCAGAGCAGCCACUUAUUCCAGCCUCUACGUGGACAUCAGUGGCAAUGCUGUAUCCAGCCAGGUUCUCACAGCUGAUAGUAUCAGCGGCAUGCUCAAUAGGCUAGACAACAGCUGGAUUGCAGUAGCUGUUAUUACUCACGAAGUUCUGCCUCUCCUGGAUUCCUUGGAGACUAGAAGAAUGAGGGGUGACCUUAAACAUAUGAGAUCCUAAGGUGGCUUGAUUGGUUCGAUGAUGGGAUCUUUAAUACUAGUGGGAUAGUCUCAAACAAGGGGAUUUAGUUACAAGAUAAGGGGCUGAUCAUUUAAACUGAAGUAAGAAAGUUUCUUCUUUCAGAGAGAGUGAAUCUCUGGAAUCCUCUGCCCCAGCGAGUGGUACAAGCCAGAUCAUUAAAUAUUUAAGGUGCAGAUAGAUAAAUAUUUGAAAGAUCAAGGAAUUGAGGGCCUGUAACUCAGAUAAAUGGUGUUAAAAUCCUAACAUGCACUCUGAGAAUUUUCCAAUUCUGCAAUGGGAAACCUGGUGCAAUAAAUGUAGCAGAAAGCUCUGAUCCUUUCAUGAAAAAGCUGCCAUAAUUUUGCAUGCAUUUGCAAGUCAUGUAUCAACUCAAAGUGGUUGACUCUGAAUG
Molecule: messenger RNA, 3293 nt
Organism: Pristis pectinata (smalltooth sawfish)
Lineage: Eukaryota; Metazoa; Chordata; Chondrichthyes; Rhinopristiformes; Pristidae
Product: RING finger protein nhl-1-like
Exons: 2
Coding region: 267-2336 (689 amino acids)
Biological process (GO): negative regulation of translation; protein polyubiquitination; proteasome-mediated ubiquitin-dependent protein catabolic process
Molecular function (GO): translation repressor activity; ubiquitin protein ligase activity; protein binding
Source: RefSeq, a predicted model, not a curated record